CAACCUGGAUAUCCUGUGGUGCAGUGUCGUAUAUGUAUGUUCGCAGUGGCUGAUCCCGGACGUCGUUGUAAACGGGAGUAUAUGCUGGAAUUCUGGGUGCAAAUUUGAAAGUCGCUACUGACGAUUUAAUACAUCCAUUAUCGAUUAUUCAGGGUUUUUUUGCGGUAUGCUGAUUGUGCCCUUUUUUGGAUUUGGAAUUUGCACAAAUAUGCGGCUAAAUAUACGACGUUCAGUUACUGUGCCUGUCAAGUUUGCUCAGCUAGAUACUCUUCAUGCCUGUAUAUCUGUUGUAACAAGGAAAUACUUUUGAACAACACUAAUAGGUGUUGGUUUUCAUCAAAUUGAAGGACAACAGGCGGGCUGGGUUAGGCAUUGCUCAACCGAUUAACGAAUGCUGGAAAAAACAACUAAGACUUGUGUGCGGGAAACGUAUUCUUUGCGAAUUGUUAGGUCCAAGUGGUUUCUUUAAAAACCGUUUGUGCCGGUUGAACUGCGCAGCAUGUGGAUUGGAAUCGUGUUUGGUGCCGCUUUACUGGUUAAUCGCACUCUUCGAUGUUCGGCUCAAUCAGAUAUUCAUCCAAAUGUUAUCAAACGAGAGACCGGUCCGGAUGUUGUCCAACAAGCAUUACAGUAUGUGGACAGUGUAAAACCAGGGAACUGUGAUGGCGGCACGUCAAAUACAUUAAACGUUGUUUUUGAUAACUCCCAGUGGAAACCGCAAGCCAAUGCGGCAGUGCGAUUGUCGAAUUUACUGACGAAGAACUGGUUGAUCACCAACGGAACCGGCGGGAGCAUGGACGAUGAGACUCUGUUUGCCAUGACCCGAACCACAAUCGAAAUCGAGGAACUGGCGUUCGGAAGUGCUAUUGCCUUUGAGCCGUACUUCUACCGGAACAUGUCUAAAUUUUGCGCCUACAGUUUUCAUACCGGAAAUAAUUCCAUCAAAUCCCACGAUAUCAGCGUGGAAUACGAUUACUUUCCAUCCGAGUGGUAUUUAGGAACGAAAGUGAAAGCCUUGAACUUGAGCAGAAUUUUGGAACGGGAUGUGACAUUAAGACUAAGUGAGUACAAUCAAACUGGAGUAAAGGUUCACAAAAACACCACACAUUUUAACGAACCCAUCGCGAUAUAUGAGGAUGGGUUCUGGACGAAACCCUACUUUGAUUGCGGUGGCGGCGACAUAUGGAUGAUAACUUUUAACAGUCCGAUUUUCGCGCAUUAUAACGGAUCGUUUACUUUCGCGGGUGUAGCGACAUGUGAUGUGGCACUCAAUAUUUUGGACAUAAAUCAAUGCGAUGUUACGGAAAAGUCUUCCAAAUUGGCGUUGGAUGUCUUCCGAGGCACGCAUCACUGCAAAGGACCAACCACAGAAUGUAUUCCGCGAACCGGCUUUGGAUUUCGGAGGGGAACGUAUUUGUGCAUCUGUAAGCCGGGUUACUAUUUCCCUAACAAAUCCAGCGAUUUGCAAGCGUUUUCCGGUUUUGACGUGGAAAAUGCCUACUCACAAUGGACCACCAAUGGAUCUGGUGACUAUAUUUCCGGCUUCCAGUGCCUUCCUUGCCCAAAAAACUGCCCAAACUGCAUUGACGAUUCGCCUUGUAAAAUCGCGCUUCCAAUUACCGAAAUGACGGUGGGUGUGGCUUUGGGUGUGAUGUUGAUUGGUGGUGUGGUCGGCUUCCUCAUGUACAAACGGGCUCAAGAAUUAGCCGCUCUGUCGUCGAUGGACUGGCUGGCACAGUGGAGCGAACUGACCUACAAUGAGGGAUCAAAAUCCCGCAGUUCACGAAUGUCCGUUAUGACCGUGGAAUCCCGGAAGAGUGAAAUGAACACCAAACAAGAUCGUGCCACGCUGUUCUCGGAAAACGCCGUCGCCCGCACCCACCAAGUGUUCUUCCGCGGGAAUCUGGUACUACUGCGCAUGUGCGAAAAAAAGAAAAUUGACUUAACGAAAGAAGUGCGAGAGGAGGUGAAGAAAGUACGCAUUGUCACUCAUGAGAACCUCAUGCGCUUUGUGGGUGCCAUUCUCGGUCCGGACCAGACGGCGGUUCUGAUGGAGUUCUGCUCAAAGGGUUGUCUUCAGAACUUAUUAAACAACGACGCUUUUAAGCUGGAUGAUUUGUUUAAAACAUCAUUGAUUAACGAUAUGGUCAAAGGAAUGGUGUACAUUCACGGCUCAUCGCUGCAAGUGCACGGCCGGCUGACUUCGCGCUGCUGCUAUAUUGAUAGCCGAUUCGUGCUAAAGAUUGGAGAUUACGGAUUGGCGACGUUCUACGACAAUCCACCACCAUUGAUCCCGGAUAACGAAUAUUUCACAACACUGCUCUGGAAAGCGCCGGAAGUGAUCAACAACGUCACCGGCAACACUUACGAAGCCGAUGUUUACAGUUUCGGUAUCAUACUGCAAGAAAUCAUUCUACGCGAGGAACCGUUUGCCAUGUAUCCAAUAAGUGCUGAAGAAUGCGUCCAGCGCGUUAUAAAAAACCAGGAACCGCCGUUCCGGCCAACUAUCAAAACCGAAGCCGCUCCGCCGGCAUUAAUAGCCUUGAUGGAAAAAUGUUGGGCACAGAAUCCUUCGAGCCGCCCAAGAUUCCAGGAGAUCCGUAGUACAAUGAGACAAGUUUUUAAAAAUGAGGAUCAGCAGGGCAACAUAAUGGACAUACUGUUACAACGAAUGGAACAGUAUGCGGAAAACCUGGAGGGUCUCGUUGAAGAAAAAACGCAAGCAUUUUUGGAGGAAAAGAAAAAGAGCGACCAGUUGUUAAGCCAGUUGCUGCCAUCAACUGUUGCGGAACAGCUAAAAAAGGGUCAGUCGGUAAACCCGGAAGCCUACGAGAGCGUUUCCAUAUUUUUUAGUGAUAUUGUGGGAUUUACUACUAUGUCUUCCGAGAGCACUCCAUUACAGAUUGUGGACUUCCUAAACGACUUGUAUACGUGCUUUGACGGCACCAUUAAACAGUUUGACGUAUACAAGGUGGAAACGAUUGGUGACAGUUACAUGUGCGUUUCCGGAUUGCCAAUCAGGAAUGGGAUGGAGCAUGCGCAGCAGUUGGCCAAAAUGGCCCUGCGGUUGCGAGAACAUGUGUCCACGUUUAAAAUUCGCCACCGACCGUCCGAUAGGCUGAAUUUGCGGAUCGGAAUGCAUUCAGGACCAUGUGUCGCUGGUGUUGUCGGACUAACGAUGCCUCGUUAUUGCCUUUUUGGGGACACGGUUAACACUGCAUCCCGUAUGGAGUCUACCGGAGAAGCUCUCAGAAUUCAAAUCAGCUCCGCAAUGCACGGGUUACUGGAGAACUUUGGAUAUUUUGAAUACGAAGAACGAGGCGAAAUCCCGGUUAAAGGCAAAGGUCAUAUCCGAACGUACUGGCUCCUGGGAGUGCAGUCCGAACGAAGGAAAUCGAAUGUGCAAGAGGCUACUCAAAUAUACGUACAACCAAUGCACGAAGAAGAUUCAAAAUUUAGAUAAACUUGCCAUGUUUGCGGUAUCAUAUCGCUGUAGUCGUUGUACAAAUUUGUUGAAGACUACUUUAAUUUAUUGAAAUGCCAACCGCUCGAGGUUUUCUGAUAAUCUCAAGUGUGUUUACAGUAGUUCAUGUGGUAAACAGAUUGAUAGUAGUUCACUGUGUUAACCUGUAUCGUUAAUAAAGCCACCCGUA
This is a messenger RNA of Paramacrobiotus metropolitanus, 3653 nucleotides long. Its product is annotated as atrial natriuretic peptide receptor 2-like. Gene Ontology annotation, molecular function: ATP binding; guanylate cyclase activity; protein kinase activity. The record is from RefSeq and is a predicted model, not a curated record. Gene Ontology annotation, biological process: receptor guanylyl cyclase signaling pathway; intracellular signal transduction; protein phosphorylation. The coding region runs from base 500 to 3463 and encodes 987 amino acids. The transcript has 19 exons. NCBI's taxonomy places the organism in Eukaryota, Metazoa, Tardigrada, Eutardigrada, Parachela, Macrobiotidae.